AUGAGUAAAAUCCUUUGCUUCAAGCUAAUACAGUCUGUUCGUUUGAACCAACAGAACUGUAACGCGUGGUUUUAUCCCAACUUUUGUCACGUUUGUAAGAAGGAAAAUAUUAACGGUUUGUUAUCUUGUGGUGAAUGCGAUAUGAUUUCUUACUGUAGCAAUGAGCACAAACAGAAACAUUAUGAGAAACAUAUGGAGAUCUGUGGAUAUCUUAAAGAAUACAUAAAGUCGCAUAUGAAAAACGAAAUUGAAGUAGAUCACAUGACCUGGACAAAUUCAAGGCUUGAAUUUCUGAGUUCAAUCAAGAAACGUCUUCCACGUAAGCUAGAACUAUAUGAAGAGCAAAUGAUCCUUUUCGCAAAAUCAUGUUUUAGUUGUCAUCAGCAGAUUGAUCUGCAGUAUUGCCGAAAAUGCUGUUCCGAAAAUUACUGCGUUGUACACGCGUCAGAAUUUGAAAUUCAACAUGAAUCAAGAUGUGAUGAGUUGCUGUUAUGUAUUGAACUAGAUAUGUCAUAUCUCAAUAAUCCUUUACUUACAAAUAAAUUCACUGGAAUUUUAUGGAGACACAAAUUUUCAGAGGACAUGGUGAAUUUUAUUGACUACCACGUGCGAAAAGUUGCUAUGUACAAAUCGAGGGGAAUUGAAUAUUGGCAACCUGGUUCUUAUCUAUACUCCGAUUAUGUAUCAGGACCAUUGACAUUGUUUUAUGCGAUAAGGAAUGCGAAUUUGUUGCACUUUCUAAAUAUACCAUCACCUAAAUGUGUCAUUCAUAUAGUAGUAUCUACCUACCAUGAUAUUGAAUAUUUGGCAGUUUGGGAAUUGCUUUCUCAUAUUUUAUACCCUGCUAUAAAAUUAUUAAAAAUUGUCCUGAUAGGACAAGAAUUGACAGAGGAGGUUGACAGUAUCCAAUUUUGUUCUUUCUGUAUUAAAAAGAAGCUAAGGAUUAAUUAUGAAUUUUGCCCUAAAUUGUAUUGCGAUUAUAUGAAAUGUCAAACAUAUGAGAAACCAAGUGUAGUUGUAGGGUUUCAAGCCGAUUGUAAAGAUAAAGAAACGUUGUCAAAUCUCAUGCCCCUAUUCCAAAUUAGGAGUUGCCCAUUGCUUUUAACUACUACUUCAAAAACUAAAGCAAUAAUUAACGUUAAUGAGAUAAAUGCUGCACUAGGUACAGAUGUGAAACCUGUGUAUGAGGAAGAAAAUAAAUUUCGUUCUUAUAAACCACUGAGAGAUCUUGAGAAUGGAUAUGUUUACUUUCGUAAUAUGUAUGUAUCUAUUUAUCCGAACAUAGAGGAUAAACCUGGUCCAUCUGACGCGAUUUAG
Messenger RNA from Harpegnathos saltator (Jerdon's jumping ant), 1317 nucleotides. RefSeq lists its product as uncharacterized. The coding region runs from base 1 to 1317 and encodes 438 amino acids. The transcript has a single exon. NCBI's taxonomy places the organism in Eukaryota, Metazoa, Arthropoda, Insecta, Hymenoptera, Formicidae. The record is from RefSeq and is a predicted model, not a curated record.